This is a messenger RNA of Talaromyces rugulosus, 879 nucleotides long. RefSeq lists its product as uncharacterized. Gene Ontology annotation, biological process: superoxide metabolic process. Lineage: Eukaryota; Fungi; Ascomycota; Eurotiomycetes; Eurotiales; Trichocomaceae. The transcript has 4 exons. Bases 1 to 879 code for a protein of 292 amino acids. The record is from RefSeq and is a predicted model, not a curated record. Gene Ontology annotation, molecular function: metal ion binding; superoxide dismutase activity.
AUGUUACAGCCACUCCUGCGACGGCCGCAGAGCAGUCUGCGCGCCGCUGCUUCCAUUGCCAAUGGAUUCCGCUCCGGACUGCAGCAUCGCAGCCUCCAUUUGAUGCCUCAGUUGAGACAUGAGAGUCUAUACGCGGACCAGGGAAUUCCCGGGUUCAUGUCGCCGGAUACGUUCAGGAUUUCGUGGCGAGAGUACCAGGCGUACUUGAUCUACAAACUGAAUUUAUUAACUGAAGAUUCCACCUUUGCACAAAUGGACACCGUCAGCCUCGUGAAAACCUACGCCAAAGACCGAAAGAUGGCUCCCAUCUUCAAUUACGCCUCAAUGGCUCACAACAACCACUUUUUCUUCAACGGUCUUUCCCCUGAACACGUUCCAAUCCCCAACAAGCUGGCGCAUGAUAUGGUUGAAAGCGGAUCGUCUCCCGAGUCCAUGAAACAAGACUUCCUGGCUGCUGCGAGUGCUCAAUUUGGCGGCGGCUUCGUCUGGCUCGUUUCCCAGAACCCGACUGGUCUGCUCAAGAUCAUGUGCACCUACAGUGCCGGCACCCCGUACUCGGAAGCCUUUGCCCGCCAACAGCCUGUUGACACGAACACUGAGCCGGCUAAAAAAGCUGGCGGUUGGUACGACCCGGCUUCCUUUUCUGACCGAGGAGGACCUGUGAAUAUCGCUCCGGGAGGAAUACAAGUUACACCACUGCUCUGUGUCAACACGUGGGAGCAUGCUUGGCUCUACGAUUACGGAUUCGGUGGUCAGUACGGUGGUGGCAAGGAUGAAUAUCUGGAGCGGUGGUGGGAUAGGGUUAAUUGGAAUGUGGUCGAAAACGCCCACAAAGAAUCUCCGGGAUACAGCGGACGUCUGAACUCGAGGACUUUGUGA